AUGGAUAUUGGUACAGUGAGGGAUAUCAUUGACAGAGGUUUGGCACAAAGUGGCAGACUUGUUAGAGUGAGAGCUGUUGUUCCAGACGUUCCAGGUCAAUUGGCUAAGGUUUUGACACUACUCGGUGAAUUGAAAGUUAACAUUAGAGAAGUUGACCACGAGAGAACUGAAAAUGUUCCAGUCGGCUUCACAGCAACAAUUAUUACAUGUCAAACCAAAGGUUUUGAACACAUUGAACUCGUAAAGGAACAACUCAGUAAGAAACAAUUCACUUUUGAAAUCCUCACUGCUCACGUCAUUUAA
Naegleria lovaniensis is the source of this 303-nucleotide messenger RNA. RefSeq lists its product as uncharacterized. The record is from RefSeq and is a predicted model, not a curated record. The coding region runs from base 1 to 303 and encodes 100 amino acids. The transcript is spliced from 2 exons. Lineage: Eukaryota; Heterolobosea; Eutetramitea; Acrasida; Naegleriidae.